GCACUGCUGCGCUGCGGUCCGACAUUGCUGUCGAAGUUCGUUCUUCUGUGCCACAGAGCGCUGCCGUUCUGCUGAUUUGCCAUCGAAGCGCUGCGCUGCAUUUUCAGUUCGGUUUCGUGCAUUAACGUAUUUAGACGUGUAAUAAAUGAUGUCCGUGCGCUAAGAAUGCGGCAACUCACGUUGUUUGUGUAUGUGCAUUCUGUGAAGAAUUGAAAACAUAAGAAAGAAUUAAGUUAUGAACAAGUAAAUCGAAGUGUUAUCAAUUAAAAUACAAUUUCGCGAAAAUACUGAAAAUAAGAAAUUUGUGAUUGUAUGUUGUGUUAGCGGUGUCUAAAGAGCAGCACAGCAUCCGCCAACACGUUGUUGGUGUUCAAGGAGCGGCAGACAGUGCGAAAAACGUCGCCGCCCUAGCAAAUAAUGAAGGAAAGGUGUAUGCUUGCUGCGCCACAAGCGUUUGCUGCAUAAAUUAAUGAAUGAGUAAAGUGGCAAGUGAAUGAAUGAUAAAGCAGUGAUAAUCACACAGUAUGUCGAUGUUGUAUUUGAAAGGGUUGAAUGAGACCAGUGUCAAGUUUUGAAUAAAACUGGUGCUCCCAGUUCUGUAUUUAAAAUUAUUUACAAUCUUGAGCACAAUAACAACUUGACUGCCUCGAUUCAACAGAUAAAAGUUUAGUUAAACGUUUAAAUUUGAUAGUGAAGCCGCGUGUUGCAAGCAAAGUUUGUUGCAAAUACCACAACUUAAACGCGAAAGUUCUGUUCCUUCAAAGGUCGCGUCAAAGGUCAAAGAACUAGAAGUCUUUUCUGAAAACCAAUUCAAAGAAAUAAGCAAAUUUAAAUUUGUUACUGUAGCAUUUCAUGUUGCCGGUGGCGUGACAUUGUGAAAAUAUUGUAACGCCUCUUAAGUACGGAAUAAUAACUUAAGUCAAGCGUUUGUAAACAUCUACCAAACAACAACAGCGCAGUAUAAAAAUAAACAAAAUUUGAAAUUUGUAAUAUUUAUAGACAUAAGCUCUGACUUGUGCUCGACCAACUGAACAUCACCUAGAGAAAGGAGCCGACCCAUAGGCCGACUCGACAAUAUCAGCGCCUUGGCUGACUUUUACGCCAGCAGGAAAAACGCACAUAAGUAAAUAAAUAAUUUUUAGCCGCAGCAACGUCGUCUCCUCCAUCCUUGGGCGGCCCCAAAAAAUUGCAUACAAACGGAGAGCGCAAUCAGCUGUGGAGAACACAGUGGCAACAUUAUCAGUUGGUGUCGAGUGGUAGAGGACACGCUCUGAAGAUGAACCUGUGUUAGAGCGAAAAUGGCAGCGCGAGACGCAGCCACAGCCGUCUUCUCAGCAGUAGUCAGGCCGCGACCGUUGAAGCGUUUGGUAAUGUUUGUGAUGAGAGUGGGCGCGUUUUGAGAAAAUGUAAGGAUCAGUGCGUGAGUUGUUUGUGAGGACCUUUCCACCACACUUGCUAAAUGUUAUAACAAAAAAAAAAAAACAAGUCAAUGAAAUUACGCGACGAACAUGUCUAGAAAGUAACUACUUAUGCAAAUACAUAAUUUUACGAUUAUUUUUAUUAUCAUCGCGAGUGGUAAGCGCGCGCAUAUACAGAUAUCAAGAAAAGUGUAAAAUUUAAUGAAACGCCGUGUCGCGUGUGUCGAUGCGACAUGCACGUAUGUGUGUGUGUGUGUGUGUCACAGGGUAACCAGAGCUGCGUGUGCCGUUUGGCAGGUCACCCGUCUGAGCGUUUUCAUUGAGUAUAAUGCUAUUUUAGGCAAAGCAACACAUUCCUGCCAUAUGCCACCAAAAACAAGAGUGUUGUAAAUUUUUAUGUUUGUACGCGCGUUUGUAAAAUCUUAUGAGCGCUGUCAUUAAAGCUGUACAUAACGAGCAUUCUACACAGUGAAGCGAAAAAAACGCUAAGCGCUAGAUCGUGUUUAAAAGUAUUAUAAAAAAGCAACAAAAAUAAUAACUGAAAGUGUUAUACCAAAGCACCACUGCCAAUUGGCAUUUGUUCCUUAAUGCGCCUACGAAAAUCGCUUGCUUCCUGUAACAGCGCACGACUGUUAUUGUGUGCGUGUAUGUGCGCGCGCCGGUGCUUAAGUGAAAUUGCAGCGAUUUUAACGCUAGAAAUGUGUGUGUUCAAAUGUUUGCUGCCAAAUUGAUUUAAACUGCCACUUAUGUAGUAAAAGCAAAAAUAAAGGCGCACGAAAAUAAGUCCUAGGUGAAUUAGCGCGCAAGCAAAGAUCUCGCCAAACAGUGGCAAAAAGCAAAGUAAAAAUAGCACAUCAAGUAGCGCCAAAACGAAAUGUGUACCGCCCCUUGACGCGCCAGCCCGACAAACGGUAAAUGGAAAUAUUUUCGCGGAAAUUGCAUGCCGUGCAACAUUUACCACCAAUGUCCAUUAAUAGUUGCCCCUGCGUGUAACUGUAUGUAUGUGCGCUUAGCAGCCGAGUGACUACUGCCGCCUAAUAGUGCAACUGCGCGGCAAUAGAGCGCAACAAUACAAAUACAAAUAAACGAAUUUACGAAAUUUAAGUGCAAAAUUAGUGAAAUAAAUAAUAUAAAGUGUUAUUAACGUGCGAGUGCAACAAGCAGCGCCGCGCCACCGCUUACGUUUCAAGUGCGCGCCGCCACAUGUGAGCGCUCCUAUAUACACGCGUCCCAGCAACCCAAGCUAACGAAACGACCAAGCGAGCAAACCAACCGUCAACAAUAAUUACGCGCGCGUAAAUUGGUCCCGUUUCGACAUUUUGUAGCGCGUUAAUUGCCGCAUACACGCUAAAUUCGCACAACAACAACUCGGGUACAAAACUUCGCGCCAUUAGCGUCCGACCUCCCAAGGCACCUGUUCGAGUGACAUUACGCUGUGUGUGUGUGUGUGUGUUUACUGUUUACCGUUAAUCGCUCGCCUUCGAACUUGCCACAUUCACAAUGGCCGUUAGCAAUAUCGUUUGCGAGUGGCUACGCGCCCUUGGACUGUCGCAAUAUGCGGAGAGCUUUCUGGAUAAUGGCUAUGAUGAUUUAGAGAUUUGCAAGCAAGUCGGCGAUCCCGAUUUGGAUGCUAUUGGCGUGGAAAACCCCGUGCAUCGCCACAAGUUGUUGAAGAGUAUACGGCAAUUGCGUGAAAAAGGUGCCGCUUCCGUUUAUUUUUUGUUGAACGAUCCGAGUUCGUUAUCGGGCAGUAUGGAGAUUCUGUGUGAGACGCCACCGAACGAGCUGGAUAUAGUGUUGCGCGAGCAAUUGGAAACCGAUGGCAUCCGUUUGACAGCGCAUCCAUAUUCGACACCGGACGGUCAGCGCGGUCAUUUAGAGGGUCUAGCAUCCGUCUAUUGUGAAUUGUUAAUGGCUCCCUUUGGAGAUAUUUUAAGUGCUUUAGAAAACGCUCGUCAAGCGGCGUGGGCGGAGCGAAGUCCACUGAAUCCGGCCGGUGGCAGUGGGAGUAGCGGUAGUGGUAGUGGCGUCAGUGGCAUUGGUGGCCCCAGCGUCAGCACACACCACCGGCAUCAUGGUCAUCGGGGCCAUUCGAGCCAAGGUGGCCUGCCAAAUAGUCAUAGUCAGCCAAUUUAUGUGCCAGGAAAAUACUCGCCCUCGAGUUGUCUGUCCGACAAGGAAGAGGACGAAAUUUACGGUUUUGGUUAUGGUGUUUUUGCACCGCGUGUUGCACGUGGCGGUCUCACACAGCAGCAGCAGCUACUGCAACAGCAUACCUUGCAGCAGCAACAACAGGCGCAAGCAGCACAACAACAACAGCAGCAGCAAUUACCAUUAGUGCCAGGUAGCCAACAGCAUUUGCAACAACAACAACAACAGCAUCAAGCUCUACAAGCCCAUCAAACACUCCCGCCGAAUGUAGCACACUUGAAUUUCCUGCAGCAAAAUUGCUUAAGUCCAAGAUCAGCGUAUUUCUACGAAUUUCCACCUAAUGCAGAAGGUCGUGAGACCAAGAAACGUACCACCUUAGCGAGACUUCUAAAGGGUCUAAAAACUGUAAAUCGACGAGACCGAAGUAAUCAACAAACCGCCGCACAAGUGAGGGCGGCGAAUGAACGACUAAGACAUUUUCAAACAAUGAAUGGAGGACAUCACCAAAGUUUUGAAGAGACAAUCCACAGGCUGAAAGUACAAGAAGCAAUGCGCAAAAAGGAGAAAUUCCAACGCGAACACGAAGAGAUUUUACGAGAUAUACGGCAAGGUUUGCUUCAAAUGAGUCGUGAGGGUCGAAUAGACGAUACCUACAUGUAUGACGAUGCUCUACGUGGGCCACAUUACGCAGUCAGCGGCUUACAUCAUCAGGGUCACUGGUAUGAUGAGCCGCCAUAUGAGAGUGAUCCAGAUGACUUCCUGAUGUCCGGUAUCAAUUGUGGACCCGCCGCUACAAUACAGGGCGGUCGGGUACGUUUCACCUCCAAUCGUGAGAGUGUUGGUGUAAUUUCAUUAAGAUCCGCCGGAGAUAUUUCACUGCCACAGCGAGGACCGCCCCGGCGUGGGCUUAUCGUGCCACAGCAGCCGCCAAAUCCACCGACAAUAAUACCGUUAACGCAUGCCAGAUCGCAUGAUCGCGAAAGCGGCGACUACGCGGGCUCGAUAUCGGAUCUGCAAAGUGUCACCUCACGUCUCAGUGCAGUUUCGAUCGGCACCAAUAACUGCACCGCCCGCUAUCGCACGCUAAGUGGCGGCAUCGGCGAAUCGCCAUCGCUCUCGCCAAGUCCAUCAUCCGAUUACGAGGAUAUUGCGGCAACGCGCGGCCUACCGCCCAGUCUGGCGGCGAAGAGUAAAAAGAACGGCGUGCCGCACAAAGCCAACACCAUCAGCCAGAAGGCCACAGUGCAUCAUUCGAACGAAAUGCGAAACUCACCAAAGGAAAUUGGCGUAUUUAAUGAGAACGGAAGGAACUUUGUAGCCACAAAGGAUACUUCGAGGGAUUUCAGCAAUUCUCAAGAUAAUACCGACCGCGGCAGCAUGAGCGACCAGGCCUUUGCGUGCUCGGCAAGUUCGGUGGAAAGUUUACCCAGCGCUUCCGGUUCAAGUACCCAAGCAUUGGUGCGACCAGGCAGCCCGCAAAGCUCCAUCUCCACCGAGGAUCGCGCUUCGUUAGUGCAAAUUUGCAAAGCCAAAGCACUUGUCGACAGUAUGCCGAAUCCAUAUGAUAAGGAUGCACUCAAGUUUAAAAAAGGUGACAUAAUCGAUGUGCUGUCAAUGAAUGCCUCUGGCAUCUGGAAGGGUCGUUGUCACGGCCGUAUCGGACACUUUAAAUUCAUCAAUGUUGAAGUGUUGCCCGAACAGCGUUUGAAGUCUUCGAAUAGCAAAAUCCUCUGUGCCGGCGGUUUGGGCAUUGGCGGCGUCGGUGGCGUCGUGGGCAUGAGUGGCGGCGCCAGCAUGCGGCAUGCCAGCAGCAAUGGUCCGAGCUCUGUUGAAGAUUUACUCUUUCGCAUUGGACUGAAGGAGUAUACAUCGGUCUUCGUUUUAAAUGGCUACGAAGACCUUGAACUCUUCAAAGAGCUAGAACCAGCUGAUUUGGACUAUUUGGGUAUUGUAAAUCAAGAACAUCGCGCUAAAUUGUUGACCGCCGUGCAGUUGCUGCACGAUAUUGAAUGUUCAGAUGGCGACAUUGCCGGUUCCAGCUCGGAGAAUGACGAGACACGGCUGAAUAAUAUCAACAAGAAGCAUGGCGCCUCACCCUUCGGCCGUCGGCACUUUCCACGCGACUCUGGCUGUUACGAGGGCUCCCCCGUGCCCACCUCGCAGACACCCACACAGAACAUACCCUCCACCGAUGAGUCGAACAGCUUGGACGAUGUCGUGACCAAGUGUUCCAGCGAGAUUAUGAAGCGCGUCGAAAGCGCGCGCCGCCAAAAGGAAAAUCCAUUCAAAGCAGGACUCUCCGCACGCGUUGGCAAGAAGGCGCUACUGGGCGCCAGCCUAAUGGGCGAAGACACUUUAACACGCGGCGGCGGCCUCAGCGAGAAGUCCAGCGAUUCGGGUGUCAGCAGCAGUUCGCUGUCCUCGGGUCCCAUGAAGAACAGCACUUAACACUUACCCACCAUACUCGCGCACGAGCUGAUGCUUGGCGUUGGCCUACCUGGACCCGGCGUGGGUUUGGCUGGCGGCAGCAUCGGCGGUGCGCUGGGCGGUGGUGGCGCCACUUCACCUACCACAUCCACUGCCUCGGCAGGCAUCGUUGGUUGCGGCAGCAGCGGCCUAUUGGGCAGCGCUGGCCUGUUACCUGGCUCUGCCUGCAGCACUUUGCCACAUCCGCCGUCUUCCGCCGCUGCAGCCGCUGUCGUGUCCAGCGCCUUGGCGGCGGCAUCGGCCACAUGCGCGGGCGUUGGCAGCGCUACGGCAAAUUUAAAUAGAAAUCUAGUGAUAUUGCGCAACCACUUGCGUAAAAAUACAAAUGUGGCGCCUACAAUGGCGGCGGUAGCGCCUGCAUCAGCGUCAACAGCGCUAUCCACACCGACCCAUACGGGCAUAUUCAAUGAUAUCACGCCCACCAACACCACCACGAACACACUCAACAGCAGUACAAUCAGCGCACACAUCAACAACAUUAAUACUAAUCUGGAUAGGGAUCAAUAGCCCAACAGCAAAUGGCACGGCGCUUUUAAUUUAGUUCGCUUAUUACAUUAUGUUAAUUAGAUGUAAAAAAUACGCAAAUUAAGUGAGGAGUAGCAUUAAAGUAAAAAUCAACACUUCAUUAUCAUAUAACUGUACAUAUGUGUAUUUAUAUUUGUAUAUGUAUGGUAUGGUAGUUAUGUAAAUCGCUGUGAUGACGCGUUCGAAUAUGCUUCAGUUCAAAUGUACAGUAAGUUAAUAUAAAUAAUGCACACAUUCAUACACACGCACACACACACACACACACACAUACGCAUUGUUAUUAUAGCAAACACAAAAAGUAAAUACAACGCUUUUAUAGUAUAUUAUUAAAAAAAUUAUUAUAUAUAUAUAGAGAGAUAUGUGUAUAACGGAUAUUUUGCAUUUGUAAUUUGAGUACUUCCUCAGGUGAUGGCAUUUAUUAAAUAGCAUUUAAUUAUUGUAUGUUUUAGCGGCAAUUUUUAUGUACAAAAAACUUCGCAGCAUUUAUGCAAAUUGAUUGAGAACAACGCAAACAACAACAAUAAAAAGUCCAAAACAUUUUAUUUAAAAGUAUUUAUAAAAACAGCAACAAAAUGAAACGAAGAAAAUUGUGUAUUGCAGUUCGCAACCACAAACACACACACACAUUCAACCAUACAUAAACAAUAAGAAAUUAAUAUAAUUAGAAUGAGCGUAUGCGCACACACACACACACUUGUGCAUUAAAUUAAAUUAAAAAUCAACUUUACACACACACACACAAGCACACCAUAAAUACGUGAUAUUUCAAUACGUCCAUGACUUUUUUGCUUCAAUUUGUCGUUACUUAUGUAUAGUUGGUUAGUAUUAAAAGCGCAUCGUAUUAAUUUAAUUGUAUUUUAAAUUUUUUCGCUUACUUUUUUCCACUUUUAUGCAUUUAAUUAUAGAAAUUAACGACAUAUGUCCAGCUACAAAAUAAGCUGUGCACGUUUCUUUCGGUUCUCCUCUUGAAUUGUUUGCAAAUAUUUAAUUUAAAUACACCAACAAAUAAAAAUGAGUAAUUAAUUGCAUUGAAAAUACGCAUGAAAUUACUUUAGAGCUGAAAAUCAAAGCUGCCACCUUGCGAAAUCAUUUUUAUUAACAUAUAUUUAUUUUUAACCAAUAUGAACCCUAAAUGUGGCAACAGUUUUUUUUUUAUGUGUCUAAAGUUAAAAAUUUCGAAAUGCUUUCUAAAAUUCUGCUGUUUUCGAAAAUGUAUAUUUAAAAAAAUUUUUUACACCACGAAGCUCAAAUGAAAUACAUAUGUUAGCUGAAAUUAUGUUGCCAGACUCUUAGACUAAUAUUUUUUUUAUGAACUAAUUUAUGUCUCUUUCAACACAAAAGCAUUUUCUGUAUAGUACAUAUAUGUUGUCACCUUCUGAAAUCGUUAUUAUUAAAAUAUGUAUAUUUACUUUUAUACUACACGAACCCAAAAUAAGGGCAAUAAUUUAUUUUUGUAUAUGGUUUAAAGAUGAAAAUUCUGCAAAAGCUUUCCGAAAUUCUUACAACACUGACUACUAGAUUUUCGAAAGCGAAUAUCUUACAAGCAAAAUUUUUUACAAAAAUAUUUAUUCAAAUGGAAGAAAGUUACAUAACUGAAUUUGUGUCAGUACUUAUAAUAUAUGUGCUCUUCUCCUCUCCACUUUCUGCUAAAGCAUGCUUUAUUCAAUAAUUAAAAAUUAAUUAACACAAAAUGAUUUUGUAAACAUAUAAGUACCUUAACACUUUUCAAGCGUUGCCAUCUUUUUUCUAAUUUUACUUUUAUAAAAAAAAAAAAAUUAUAUACCUAUAUAAAAUUAAUAAUAAUACACUGAACUUUUAAAUAACAAAGCUAGAAUAUUUAGUGAAAACUUGCAAAUGGCAGUGUAAAUUAAAAUUUCGGCUAACGCGAAUAAAAACAAACAUUUUAUGGUUUACAGCGCUAAUACUCGUACUCACAGCACUUCUUACAAUUUCACUUAGACUCCGGUUAGGUAACGCUUUGUUUUGAACAGAGUAAAAAAAAUUAAAAAUAAAAAUAUUAAAAUUUAAAAAAUUAAAAAACUUAAAAAAUUAAAAAUUAUAAACUUUUAAAUUUUAAAAAUUAAAAAAUUAAAAAACAGUGAAUAAAAAAUAAUUAAAAUUUAAAAAUUAAAUUUAUUUUGAAAUAACUAUUUUUAUAUGGUUUCUAUAUUAUUUUGCUGUCGAACAAAGAUUAAAAACUUUAAAUCAAAACAAAAAAAAUUUAAUUAACAAAAAUUUAAUAUAAAAACAAAUUGAAUUAAUAUAAAAAAAAUUAUUUUCAACACUUCUAUGAUAAGUUUGAUUUUGCUGUCGAUUUCAACAAAGAGUAAAAAACAAGAUUUUAUUAAUCAAAAGCAAUAUGUACACUUUCGAUGUUAUGCAAAGAACGUUGGUGGAAAAUACAAUAAAUAAAAUUCUAAGCAAACGAAAUGUAAAUAAUAAAUUCCUAUUUUAAUAAAAAAAUUAUUUCUAAAUAUAUACACUUAUCUGAUAAAAAAAAAUUCUAGGCAAGAAAUGAUGAAUGCUGUAAAUAUUGCAAGCAAUUGAGAAUGCAAAUUUUAACACCAGUAAAAUAUAUAUUUAGCAACUAACUGUAAAUAUAUGCAAAUGUUCAAUAAUUCAAUGUAUUCAAUAAGCAAUAAUCAAAAGAAAAAGACAAAUUAAAUUAUAUGUUUGUGUCUAAGUGCAUAUGACAAAGAAUUAAAAAUAUAAUUAACUAGAAAUAACUUGAAAAUAAUAUGAAAACAGUAUGCAAGUAGUUAGAGCACAAAGUUUAGGUGUUAGGCCAAGUGGUUGAAGGAAUGAAAUCAAAACUAAACAAUACAAACUUAAACAAAUUAUGUAAAUAUAUGCAUAUACAUACCUACAUGUAAACUACUUGUAUAAGUAAGUGUGUAGAAAUCACACGCAAAAGUUGUUACGAAUACUUUAUUAGGGAAAUCAAAACUGAAUUAAUUCUUUAACAAAAGUAAUUAAACCAAGCAUUACAGAAUACGCAUUUAAGCAUAAUGAAAAAAAAAAAAUAAAUAAAGUGAAAUUGAAUCUAUUGAAAAUUAAUGCAAAUGUUAGCAGUAAACGAGAGAGCAAUGCUUUUUAAAUUAAAAAUACAUAAAAAUUCAAUAAAAGAAGUUAUUAAAUACGAAAGUGAAAAAGAGAGAAACUAAAUAGCAAAUCUUCAAAUAAUUGUGUUAGUUACAAAAAAAAAUAAAAUAAAAAACUGGUUCAAAGGCGAGAAUAAAGCAGCAAAUAUAGAAUAUGAAUGUAUGUAUAUAGGAAUGUACGAUCGCAUGCAAAAUAUAGACAAACAAAUUGUUCGAAUAAAAUAAAUCAAAAUUUGCAAAAUCAUAAAUUCAAUGCGUUUAAUAGAAGUAAAAGGCGCUUACAGAGCGGUUAAGCGUGUCUAAAAGCCAAUUUAGAUGUUUUUAAAUAAAUUAUUUUGAUAUUUGAAAAUUUGCCAACUUGCCACUUGUCAUGCAACAAUCUAAAACAACUUAAUUGGCGUUGUUGCACUUUUUCUUUACUUUACUGUACUGUUGCAACAAAAUAGUAAAAUUUAACUUGAAAUUUACAACAAAAAUUUAAAUCUUGAAAAAAUAUCCACUCAACUAUUUUCUUCACACAUUGCCACUGCAAUGCCACAAACACAUUCGACAGCUACAAAAACAAUUUAGCUUGAAACGCCAAGAACAAAACUAAUUUGUAUGUGCUGUACAUACAAGUAUGCUAUGAAAUCUAAAUAUAAGAAAUUGCAGAAAUUUGCGAAGAAAUUUAGAAAUCAUAGAAAUCAAUUAGUCAAGCUUGAAAUGAACCUGGCAACUUAAAACUCAUGAAUUUGAGGCAUGUGCUAUUAUAGCAAAUUAAAUAAGUAAAUUAAUUGUGUGUCGAUGUUGAAAACUCUAGCAAAAUCAAAGUAGAAUGCAAAAAAAAAAAAUUGCAAAAGUAUCUGCCUAACAGCAGAGAAGUAAAUUUUAGUAACACACACAUACGCAUAAACAAUCGAAAUUGAGUAAAUUUAAUGAAAGAAAUGAAAGCAUAUAAAAUAAAAUUGAAGUAAUUGCAUUUGAAAUCAAAUAUGUAAAAUUAAUUUUAACGAAGCUACUGCAUUUCCAUGUAUGUAUGUAUGUUUAUGAGGGCAGAGAGAAGCAAAAAUUAUAUAUUAAUUACUAGAAUAAAUAAAAGUAUUGAGAGAUUUCCAAAUAAAAAACACAUAUCUAAA
Messenger RNA from Bactrocera oleae (olive fruit fly), 10797 nucleotides. RefSeq names its product Shal K[+] channel interacting protein (gene SKIP). Gene Ontology annotation, molecular function: protein binding. Lineage: Eukaryota; Metazoa; Arthropoda; Insecta; Diptera; Tephritidae. The record is from RefSeq and is a predicted model, not a curated record.